Plenodomus lingam JN3 is the source of this 1449-nucleotide messenger RNA. Lineage: Eukaryota; Fungi; Ascomycota; Dothideomycetes; Pleosporales; Leptosphaeriaceae. The record is from RefSeq and is a predicted model, not a curated record.
AUGGAGCAGAUGCUUUUCAACCUCGACCGAGCCCCGACUCGCGGCUCGACUUCAAUCCUGUAUACUGCAAUACCGAGCAGCCCAAUGGACCGACGUGGCUCUGGCCCCCGACUCCUGGGCGAAGCAUCAGCCCUCGUUGGCAGCAUCACUGCUCGUUCUAACAUGCCCUUGGACAUUGUCGUCGUGGGCGCCGGCAUUGGUGGACUUGCCACCGCACUCGCCCUUCGCCGUUGCGGCCACAGAGUCGUCGUUCUUGAGCGAGCGGUCGGCAAGACUGAAGAUGGAUAUGCUCUGAGCUCGACGCCCAACGCUUCCAAAAUCCUUCAAAGACUGGGCAUCGACCUCUCAAAUGUAGGCUUCACGCCAUGGCUGGGCAUCGACGGCUAUGUGGGAGACGUCGAUGCCACGACACCAGCCUGGAGAACAUUAUGGGUUCCGCCGCCAGCAACGAUUGAGGAUCGCUACGGAGCCCCCAGCGGCUUUAUCCAUCGAGCCGAUCUGCACCGAGCCCUGUGGGAUCUGGCAAUCUCGACUGAGGGAACAGGCGUGCCAGUCAAGAUCGUCGAGGGUGUCACAGUGACCUCAUUCAACGCAGUUGCGCCCAGCGUGUCGACGGCCGCUGGCCAGGUGCAUACGCCGGACCUGGUCAUCGCCGCAGAUGGUGUUCGAUCGAUAGCUCAUGCUGCAGUUGUGGGAGAAGAGCGGCCAGCAGAGAUGCCAGAGGCAGCCAGCAUUCGAUUUGUCCUUGCAUCCAAGGACCUGCAACAAUACCCAGCCUGCAUGAAAAUGGUCCUAGAGAGCCCGUGGCGGAUGAGCCACUUUUCAGGUCAGGACAAGUCAGUGGGCCUCUUUCGCUCGGCCUGCCGAAAUGAUGAGAUUCAGAACUUUGGCGUCUACGUGUACCGCCAUGUCGACGAGGCCAAGAUUUGGACAAAGGCAGAGAUUCGUCAGCUGGCGCUCCAGUGUCUCGAGUCCUACAAAGAGCCCAUCCCACAAUUAAUUCGAGCAGCCCCUGAAGAUUCGUUUUACCUACGCAGGAUAGCUCAUCGCGAACCGCUACCCCAAUUCUACAAGGACAGACUUGUUCUUGUUGGGGACGCUUGCCAUCCCAUGAUGCCCUCGUUUGGCCAGGGAGCUACCAGCGCUAUCGAGGAUGCAGCGGUCUUGGGCGUAGUGUUGAGGAACGUCCAUCGACCUCAGCAGAUUGCAUCCCGCUUAGAGAUUUGGGAGAAGUUACGCAAGCCGAGAGCCAGCGCCAUGGUCUAUCUGUCCCGCCGCGACUCUACUGCUUUCGACGUUUCACCGCAGCUACAGACUGCCAUGAGAAGAUUCCUGCCCCCAGAUCAGUUACCCGAAUUCAGUCCGUCCGCCAUCGUAGAUUGGAUAUGGGCAUAUGACUGUAUAGAAGUGGCAGAGCAAGCAAUGAAGGGACGAUGGGAAGAUUCCUGA